Dendronephthya gigantea is the source of this 1920-nucleotide messenger RNA. Its product is annotated as E3 ubiquitin-protein ligase TRIM33-like. Gene Ontology annotation, cellular component: nucleoplasm; chromatin. The record is from RefSeq and is a predicted model, not a curated record. NCBI's taxonomy places the organism in Eukaryota, Metazoa, Cnidaria, Anthozoa, Malacalcyonacea, Nephtheidae. The coding region runs from base 108 to 1835 and encodes 575 amino acids. The transcript has 3 exons. Gene Ontology annotation, biological process: positive regulation of DNA-templated transcription. Gene Ontology annotation, molecular function: zinc ion binding; ubiquitin-protein transferase activity.
CGCAUCAUAAUUGAUGCGACUUCGGUGUUUUGCUAAACUAAUGCAUUCCAAGGAUUCUUGCUUUGUUUGUAUUACCAUAGCACGAAUGUAGUAAUACAAGGUAGAAAAUGGCCUUUGCUUCGGAUGCAAACACCGUCGAGCGAAUGGAGAGUCUUCUGACAUGUUCGAUAUGUAUGGAGACCCUGACUAAACCGAGAACGCUGGCUUGCUUUCAUUCCUUUUGUCAACAUUGUCUCGACCAGUAUGUCGAAAUUCAACGCAAAGGAAAACGUAGUAGGACAAAGCAAACGUUCAACUGUCCUCAAUGCAGAACCCCGUUUGAACUCAGACAAGGCGAGAGCGUAGAACAACUUCCAUCUGCCCAUUUUAUCAACAACAUGAUCGACAUUUUUGAAGCACAGCAACAAACACCAAAGCUUCCUUGCGGAUCUUGCGAAGCCGACGUGUCGGCUAUGUGCAGAUGCAUUGAAUGCGAACGUUAUCUGUGCAGGAAUUGCUUGUCAACUCACAGCAAAUGGCCCGACUUCAAACAACAUGUUGUGAUGAAUUUAGAAGAACUGGCAAAGCCUGAGAACCAAGCCAAAGUCGAGGGAAAGCCACGAUGCACGAAACCAGGUCAUGGAAAUAAACCUCACGAAUAUUUCUGUAAUACAUGUCAAGAAUUGGCCUGCAUGACUUGUGGUAUACUAGUUCAUUCGAAAGAUGGUCACGAUUAUCAACCUAUUGAUGUUGUGGCAAAGGAGCACAGGCAAUCCUUGCAGACUAUUUCAGCAUCGUUAGAGACGAAGUCCAACGAAGGACGGACUGCUUUGCAGGAUAUAGAGAAGGCGAUUGUAAAUUUACGAGCGAACUCUAAAAGAGCAAAAGAUGCCAUCAUGCAACAAGAAAAAGAAAUCGUCGAACAAUUUACCAAGAAGCUGAAACAAAGCACAGCUGUCUUGCUUAGCCAAGUCGAAAAUUACGACGAAGUGAACGAGAGGCUCUUGAAGCAACACGGCGACAUGAAAGCCUACGUGAAGAAAGUCAAUGGCUCCCUGGAAUUCGCAAAGAGCAUCGUCGAGAAAGGGAACAUUGAAGAAAUUCUUUUGCUCGAAAAGGAAAUCGAAGCAAACACCGGCGCUAUCGACAGGGAAAAACCCGAAAUGAUGUUGCCUGUCCAUCGUGGCUGUUUUCAAUAUCUGCCUAAUUUCACGAAGAGCAUUCUUGACCCCGUGGACUUGAACAGUUUAGGCAAAGUCGUUCAAUCACUACAGUCGUUACUGGAAAGAUCGAUCAUUUUGGACGGCGACAGCUCCCUGGCACAGCCACUUUCACAUUGGAUGGAAGAUAAGUACUUUGGUUGGCAACUUUGUUAUCGAGCUUCACGAGAUGGCUGGAGGGGAGAAGAUUUUCAUAGAAAGUGUGACGAUGUUGGGCCUACAGUGACCUUGGUGAAAUGUGGGAUCAACGUUUUUGGUGGCUAUACUGACCAAAGCUGGAAGCCUGAAGCCGGAUUUUUUGGCUUUAAACGCUCGGAAGUUUCAUUUAUAUUUUCACUUCGAAACACAAACAAAGAGCCGAAGUUACCGCCUUUCAAGUGUCAAAUCUAUGAACGUCAAAUUGAAGGAGCUAUCGUAUGCAAAGCUGACUGCGGAGCAAUUUUUGGUGGUAUUUGCUUUGGUAAUCGAGAUCUGUUCAUUUGUGGUGAUGCGAAUAAGAGCCAAGCUUCCUACAGCAACCUUGGUCAGGCGUACCAACUGCCACCUGGAUUUCAGCAAGGCACUGUGCAAACCAAAGCUUUGCUGGCGGGCAGUGAGUAUUUCCAGCCAACAGAAGUUGAAGUGUUUUGCCGUUAAACGAAGGUGCACUCGAACCGCUGUUAUAAAAAUAUUAAUAAAUCAAAUAUGUUAAAUAUUAAUUAAAUGAGUAUUUUUCAAAUAA